AUGGAGAUAAAACAGGAUUUUGAUAUUGGGCGUCCGUUAGGUAAAGGUAAAUUUGGCAAUGUGUAUCUUGCUCGUUCCAAAGAAAACCAUUAUAUCGUUGCUUUAAAGAUCCUGUUCAAAUCUCAGCUGGUCAAAUCAAACGUUGAACACCAACUUCGCAGAGAAAUAGAAAUACAGGCUCAUUUAAAGCAUCCUCAUAUCCUUCGUAUGUAUAAUUAUUUUUAUGACGAAAAAAGGAUUUACUUGAUUCUUGAAUAUGCCGCAAAAGGUGAGCUUUAUAAGGAGCUCCAAAAAUGUCAACGGUUUCCUGAGGAUCGUGCUGCAAAGUUAAUGUUUCAAAUGGCAGAUGCUCUCGCUUACUGUCACGCGAAGAAAGUUAUUCACAGGGAUAUCAAGCCUGAAAAUUUGCUGCUUGGUCUAAAUGGCGAGUUGAAAAUAGCUGAUUUUGGUUGGUCUGUGCAUGCCCCAUCCUCGAGGCGUGCAACUAUGUGUGGUACGCUUGACUAUCUUCCGCCAGAAAUGAUAGCAGGUGGUGUACACGACGAGAAGGUCGAUUUGUGGUCUCUUGGAGUCCUGUGCUACGAGUUCCUUGUUGGCCGACCACCCUUUGAAAGCAAAACGAGCAAUGAAACCUACCGCCUAAUUACCAGCUGUAAAUACUCUUUCCCCUCACACGUCUCCCAAAAUGCCCGAGAUCUUAUUCAAAGAUUGUUAAGGCGGAUACCCUCAGAGAGGUUGCCAUUGGUAGGAGUGAUAAACCACAUUUGGAUACAAGAGCAUGUUCAGAAGGGCGACCAAGUGCUUGCUCGAGAACCACUGUCUGCCAUUCAACUCCCAAUAUUUGCUGAACAGGAUUUUUGUGCAUCUGAUUAA
Molecule: messenger RNA, 873 nt
Organism: Enterobius vermicularis (human pinworm)
Lineage: Eukaryota; Metazoa; Nematoda; Chromadorea; Rhabditida; Oxyuridae
Source: the annotation of a GenBank genome assembly